Messenger RNA from Drosophila grimshawi, 1928 nucleotides. It is a transcript of the gene Gr2a, whose product is annotated as putative gustatory receptor 2a. Lineage: Eukaryota; Metazoa; Arthropoda; Insecta; Diptera; Drosophilidae. The transcript has 4 exons. Gene Ontology annotation, biological process: sensory perception of taste. Bases 591 to 1841 code for a protein of 416 amino acids. Gene Ontology annotation, cellular component: axon; dendrite; membrane. The record is from RefSeq and is a predicted model, not a curated record.
UGAAAUUCAAAUGUGUUUUAUUUCUAUUUUGAUUCAGGGUUCAAUUCAAGUUUCUUUCAGCUUAAUAUUAAUACUUGUACAUUUCGAAUACAAAGUCUACAAAUUUGAAAUGUAAUUCAAAUGCAUUAAGUGCUUGACGCCCCACCCAAACCCGUUGCAGUGAAUAUGCGUAAAUGGGUAAUUGUUCUUGGCACCAGGAAUAACUUGGCUCGCCUUUUUUCUGUCAAAUUUGAUAUAUGCGCAACCAGCAUUUUAGCUUGUUGACAAUAAAGUUCUUUAAUGCACAUUAAAUAUGAUUGAUAAGCGCCUGGACAGCUCAGCAAGUUGGUCUCAAAUUCUCAAAGUUCAGUCGUCAAGCUGACCUCCGCCUUUACAGUACGUUAUUUAUUUAAACAAAGGUAUUGCAUUUGAAGAACAGCUGCUGCCAGUGUAUCCAGGAAUCGGUUGCUAAUUCAGCCAAAUUUUAAUUAUGAUUCCAGAUAAAUAUAAUAUAAUCGAUUACCAUUCUCUUGCAUCGCAAUUAAAUGAUAAGGCAUUAUCUUUCAAAUAAAAGCGACACUCUUCCAUGAAACCAUACUCAAUCAUACGGCAUGGAUAUUUUGGACGCAUUGCUGCCACUGCAUCGUGUCUGUCAACUGUGCAACCUGUGGCAGUGGCGAGUAGAUACUUCAUUUACACGGAAGCUACAAUUUUCACGGUGGCUGCAAUUCUACGGCUGUGUGGUAUUGAUGCUGUCCAGCGGAUACUUGUUGUACGACCUGUUUAAUGACAUUCCCACAGCGGGUGCGGAUGUGGAUGCAGAAAUGGAUGCCGAUUCCAAUCAGAAGCGCAAUAUUGGGUACACUGUUGACUUCAUACAGCUGGUGGGCAUACGUGUGGCACAUGUAACGGCGCUUCUGGAGGCACUGUGGCAGCGUCAAGCUCAGAGCCGCUUCUUUACCGAGGUGCGCGAGAUUGAUCACAAAUUUGCCAGUGCCCUGCAUCUGGACGUGGACAAUGGCCAACUGCGCCGUCGAAUGAUUCGACGUGCUAUGUGGAUCCUCUCCGGUUAUGUGAUCAGUCAGGGCUUCAUUCUGUUGACCAAAAUGCUUGCGUCUGAAGGCCACUUUGUUAUAUAUUGGCUGUGCUAUUUGUUGCCGCUGCUGGUUUGUGGUGUGCGCUAUUUUCAGAUCUACACGGCCAUCCUCAUUGUCCAGCAGCGUCUGGAGAUGCUGCAGCGCAUGCUAGAGUCAUUGCAGCUGUCAGAGUCGGAGCCGCAGAAGCCAUAUGUCUGCAUGAGCAUUAAGGAGCAACUCGAAAUGGAGGCGGACGCAGCCGGCUGCAUGCAGCGUCUUUUGUCCGCCAGGGUGCUAUAUCAACGGAUUUGGAUGCUGGUCUCUCACCUGAAUAGCUGCUAUGGCUUAUCCAUGCUAAUCAAUUUGGGCAACGAUUUUCUGGCGAUUACCUCCAACUGUUAUUGGAUGUUCUUGAACUUUCGCCAGUUUACUGCCUCACCCUUUGAUUUUCUGCAAAUUGUGGGAAGCACCGUGUGGUCGGCACCGCAUCUGGUCAACGUCCUCGUUCUGGCUCUAAUGUGCGAGCGUGCCGCCUAUUUUACGACGCGUUUGGCUUUGAGUCUGCAUCACAUCCGCGUGGAUCUGCAGAAUGAACUCCACAAUGCACUGAUCACACAGUUCUCACUGCAACUACUGCAUCAGCGACUCCAAUUCAGCGCCGCCGGUUUCUUCAACGUCGACUGCACGCUCCUCUACACAAUUGUUGGAGCCACAACAACCUAUUUGAUCAUCCUGAUACAGUUCCACAUGAGCGAGAGCAGCAACAGAGGUUCGGCUAGCGGAUAAAGUUCAUUAUAAAAUCUGAAAUAAAUCACAAAUAAAUCUGAAAAUCUGGUUAAGCCUCGAAUAUUGAAAAAUCAUGAAUGCACCUCA